AUGUCUGACUACGGCGGUGAUGAUGGCCACGAGCCCGAGAACUACGACUACGAGCCUAACGAGGAGGUCUUCGAUGACAAUGAGCCCGAGGACUUUCUCGACCAGGAGGGUAUGGAGGGUGAGGAGGGCGCCGAUGACUCGUACAACCCUGCUGUGAAUGGCGAAAAUGUUGUCGUCUCAGGAGAUCCCAACUCUGGCUACUCGGGCAAAGUCAUGGAACAGUCCCGCGAAAAGAAGGUCCCCAAUGACCAGCGUACUACCACCCCAUACUUGACCAAGUACGAGCGCGCGCGUGUCCUCGGUACCCGAGCUCUGCAAAUUAGUAUGAAUGCACCCGUACUUGUCGACCUUGAGGGCGAGACCGAUCCCCUGCAGAUCGCCAUGAAGGAAUUGAACCAGAAAAAGAUCCCUCUUAUCGUGCGGCGAUACCUGCCCGACGGAUGGUAUGAGGAUUGGUCUUGCGAGGAGCUUCUGUGA
This is a messenger RNA of Penicillium angulare, 477 nucleotides long. Its product is annotated as DNA-directed RNA polymerase core subunit RPO26. The transcript is spliced from 4 exons. The record is from RefSeq and is a predicted model, not a curated record. Bases 1 to 477 code for a protein of 158 amino acids. Gene Ontology annotation, cellular component: RNA polymerase I complex; RNA polymerase III complex; RNA polymerase II, core complex. Gene Ontology annotation, molecular function: DNA binding; DNA-directed RNA polymerase activity. Lineage: Eukaryota; Fungi; Ascomycota; Eurotiomycetes; Eurotiales; Aspergillaceae. Gene Ontology annotation, biological process: DNA-templated transcription.